CACACACACACACACACACACACCAAAUUGCACUUUUCACACAGCUCCCGUGGAAGCAUCCCACACUCCUCGGAGGAUCUGUCUUCCCUUCUCUCUUUCAUGUGACUUAUUAUCCUUAUUAUUAUGGGAUUUGUCUUCUCUUCUCUUCUGGUGUCUUCUGAGAUAACACCAGCGAGUGUCUAGCAGAGAUGGAAGAGCUUUGACUUGCGUCAGCCUGCAGUCACAUUAUGGUUCUGGGCCGAGCUGUCAACAUGAGUUUGAUGGACAUUUCGAAGAUCUUCUCCCUGCUGCAGCCCAAGGAGGAGGAUGAGGACAGCGAGCAGUGUCAGGCCUUGAACAACGCAGUGAGCAGCGACGACGUGGCCCUGCUCUCCGAGCUCCUGUCUCAGGAGACGUUCAGGAGGUCCAUCAAUGCUCGGAGCGGGUGGGGGGUCCCUGUGACACCCCUGCGCACUGCUGCUGCUCACGGACACCUGAGGUGCUUGGAGCUGUUGUUGGAGCACGGUGCAGAGAUCGACAGCCUGGACGUGAAGGCCCAGACACCCCUGUUCACAGCUGUCAGUGGGAAACAUCUGGACUGCGUGGUCGCCCUGCUGAAGGCCGGAGCCGAUCCCAACGGCAGCCAGUACAACAACUGCUCCCCGGUGCUGACUGCCGCCCGUGAGGGCGACCUCGACGUGCUCCGAGAGCUGCUGAGGUACAGGGCUGAGGUGGAUGUGAGACCCAAAGUCCCCGAGUGGGCCUCCAACGCCACGGCCUGCAGGGGGCCCCUUUACAUCUCAGCUGUUUAUGGACACCUGGACUGCUUUAAACUGCUGCUCCUCCACGGGGCCAACCCCAACUACAACUGCACCGAUGAGAAGAUGCUGGCCCGGAUCAAGCAGCCAAAGACAGUCCUGGAGGUGUGUCUCCGUUACGGCUGCGGGGUGGAGUACAUCCAGCUUCUCAUAGACUUUGGGGCCGACGUGUAUCUGCCUACACUGAUCAUCGAUAAGACUACCAAGCAGAAUGAGGCUCUGCUUCUGCUGCUCAAAGAGAGAGUUUACCCCAAAACACUGAUGUCUCAGACCCGGCUAGCAAUCCGAAGAUACCUCCUCCCAGCCAAUAAGGAGGAGGCCAUUGACAAUUUGGACAUUCCUCUCAUCCUGAGGAACUACCUGAAGCAUGACACCUCUGAACUCAUAUGAUGCUCACGUUGGCAUCAGGAUAUAUGGCCAGUGAUGUUCUUCUUCUUUCUUUUUUUUUUUUUUUUUUAACCUCAUUUCUGUGCCUCCGUGACUAGCUCAUUCAUUUUUAGCUCUUUCAAGGACAAGAAAAUGGACACACACAAUUGUCAGUGAAGUUUUAUUUAUCUCUGGCUCCCUAGGGGGUCACUGUAAUUUCCCAGCUCUGAAAAUUCUUGGGUUUUUUAAAUUUAUAUAUGUUUAUGUAUGAAGUUUAUAACGUGUGAGUAUUUUAAAGCAGAUAUUUAAGCGCUACAAAGCUUACAGAAGUGCCUUUGUCAAACACAGAGAGACAGUCAUCCCAUACGGGCUCCAUGUUGGAAAGUGUGCCCUGUCCUUGAGCAGUGUAACACCACAGUCGACCACUAGAGACCACAGUAACACUGUCGAUGCUCCUGCUCCAAAUAUGAGGCUUCUCAUUGGCUGAUGAGAACAUCUGCUAAUGUCUCUUCGCGUCACCUUUAGCUCCGUCUUUUGUACAGGUGACAUCGAACAAUCCCAAAAUAGUCUCCCUUUAGUCAUUUAAACAUCCAGACACAUCUGGAGAAGCCCCCCCCCCCCCACACACACACACACAAACACACUGAUAAGAGGCUGAAUCUCACCAGGGUGUCUUAGAUCUUGCCUGAAAAACAGUCUUGCAUCUUCAAAACAUUAGGAAGCGGAGUGAUCAGCCUACACUUCGGCACAGCCAACUUGGGAGAAUAUAUUUGCAUAAGUCUCAUUACUUAUUGAUUACAGCACAGUUGUUUGCAGGCUACAAUGUGUGGCUGGAAGUUAGUUGAAAAUGUUUUCUUUUGUGACUCGUGAGCACCGUCCGAUCACAUCAUUAUAUCAUGUUUUCCUGCCCUUGAAUCUUUCUUUUGUAUUACUCAACGACUCCGUAGUGAG
Molecule: messenger RNA, 2114 nt
Organism: Acanthopagrus latus (yellowfin seabream)
Lineage: Eukaryota; Metazoa; Chordata; Actinopteri; Spariformes; Sparidae
Product: ankyrin repeat and SOCS box protein 12-like
Exons: 4
Coding region: 228-1187 (319 amino acids)
Molecular function (GO): protein binding
Source: RefSeq, a predicted model, not a curated record